AUAUCACCUCUUCCUCUUUUUCGGUCAUUUUGCGACAGUAUGCUAUAUGGCUAGUUGGGGCUUCAAAUUUAUCAAAUGCCAAAAUGAGCUCUGAAUCCAGCCAAAUGGCUUUCACAAGGGCUCAAUCAAUGCAUUCAAAUAUUAGUGGAAAAAAAGAUCACGAAAAUAAGAAUGUCAUAUCCUUCAUUCAUGCUUCACCCACAUCAUCUCCAGCAAGAGUCACAGAAAUGACCAACGUCUCACCAACGCCACCUCCUUCAUCGAAAUCGAACAAUAAAGACCAAUUCAUUCAAACAUCAUCUUCACAACGUAAUGCGGGGCGAUUACCUCCAACGGUCGAUCCAUCUUUGAUACAUCAGUGUCAAUCAACACGAUUGGCAUUCUCCAAAGCCCUUGCAAACGAUCAAAUUGCCGCUUCUGAGCCAGACUAUCGUACUUCUUUCAAGAGUGCGAAUGAUGUGGUAAAACGCCUAUUGCCCUAUCACGUUUGGCAUGUUCGCGAUGAAGAUAUUCUGCAUGUCCUCAAUGAUCGUCAAUCCAAGAAAAGGUUGAAAGAAGAUAGAGUCGAUGUCGAAGAUAAUUCGAUGGGCAAGGCAGACGAAGCUCAAAAGGUUCUCUCUGCAUCUGUAUCACUAGUAAAGCGAAGGAAGAGGCCAAGAGGAAAGGGCGCUUCUCCUAUUCAACAGAUCGCAAAACAGUAUCCAACCAUUGCGGAAGCAGAUCAUUCAUGGCAAAAAUAUUUGGAUAUCCAUUCUCGUGCAAAAGGAUUGCAAAGUACGUUGAUAGGAGCACAGUCCGUACAGGCACCUGCCCCAUUUGCACAAGAAAGCAGAUAUCACUUAGAAAAGAUGGCGUGGGAAGAGGAGAGGGAAGCAUUAGUGGAAAAUCAACGAAUUUUGAGGGUAGUACGAGAGGAUGCAAUGGCAAAAGGUGUUCCUUGGAGUGCUAUUCUUCCGAUUCUGACCGGAGAAUUGCAAAAAGGAUCUGGAGAUGAAUCUGAUUCAGAAGAAAGGAGCGAAGAUGAAGAGGAUGAUGUGGAUAGCAGCGAUGUGGGAAGUGAAGAUGGCCACCAAAGUGCCACUAUAAGAAAAGGAGAGAACAAGACAGCACAACAUAAGUUUAUGCGAGAAGUUACAAAACCGAGAGGUAGACCGCGAAAGGAGCGUGACGAAUAUGGUAAAAUUAUUCGACCGUCCACUUCGACAACGAUGCCAACAAUUCAUUCAAGUGCAGAUCAACAAUCAACUCAAAGUACGAAUGCAGGACCUUCGCUUCCUUCACCUGCUUCAAACAUGAAAGGAGGUACUGCGACGAAAGAAGAACAAAAGCAGCAAGGCGGUGAAUCCAGUACUGCAUCUUCGUCUUAUGUCAUUCCAUCACAGCCUAUUCGAUUGGUUUUGCCAUUCUCUACCUUGACACAAUUAUCAGCUUUAGGAAUUAAUCCUAUUCCCGCUUCUCAUUUAUUACCAGCAAUCGCAGCAAGACAAGCAGCAGCAUCAUCACCUGCCACAUUCUCGAUGGAUCAAUUCGAUACGGCGCCUAGACCAUCGCCUGUUGAUCAACAAGAACCUGCUCUUUUGAUGGGAUUCACAUCAACUUCUGCUAUGAAAGAGAAUCAGUCACAAGAAGAUUCCCUAAAGAAGCAGCAAUCUGCUUCAUCGCAAAAUGAUGCUGAAAUGAUUCAUAUUAGUUUAGUUUUAAGCAAAUUAGGUCCAUCCCAAUUAUCUGGCUUGGCAACUUUGAUGCAAAGAAUGCAAUCGAAUGGUAAAUGAGAUUGAAAUUCUAUGUAUUAUGGUGAGGUGAAUUGUAUAUUAUUCUAUGUACUCUAUUGUGAUCGCCAUUUCAAUGUAUAUCUCCACUUCAAUGAAAGAGAAGGUGCGGCGGGAUUGCAUUAAUGGCCCAACCCCAUUUAUUGAUAAGAUCGGAGUUCUGGGCCUUUUCAUUCACCGCUUGUCUAAAAGAUUCAUACUCC
Meira miltonrushii is the source of this 1972-nucleotide messenger RNA. RefSeq lists its product as uncharacterized. The transcript has a single exon. NCBI's taxonomy places the organism in Eukaryota, Fungi, Basidiomycota, Exobasidiomycetes, Exobasidiales, Brachybasidiaceae. Bases 84 to 1772 code for a protein of 562 amino acids. The record is from RefSeq and is a predicted model, not a curated record.